UUGGGACGGAGAAGCACAAAACUUUGUACGGAUCUGGGUUCUGUAUUAAUAAUAAUAAGCAGGAGAGAUCCGAGGGCACUGCUUUCGAUGACCACUGGAGAAGCUCCAAGCUUUCCAAGAGUAAUAGUGAUGCUGAUUUCUCAGCCUCUAAAGCACUAAGGAACUCUAAUUUGCUCAUGAGAUCUAACUCAACUCUCGCCUUCUUCGACAAUAUUGGUCACCCACAGCACCAAAUGCUGAGCUUCUCUUCUCCCAAGCCAGAGCCUUUGCCUUACUCCCCCAACACCUUAUCUGCUUAUAACAGUAGAAAUAUGGCAGGGUUCAACUCCGGGAGCUUGGUUAACGGUGGAAACGUUAUGCAUGGGGAGAAAUGUGUAUUCACUCCAUCGCAGUGGAUGGAGCUAGAACAACAGGCUUUGAUCUACAAAUACAUCACCGCCAAUGUCCCCAAUCCAUCUAAUCUCCCUCUUCCCAUCAGAAAGACCUUUGACUCCGUUGGCUUCUCUUCCUUCCCUUCCGGUCUUCUCAGACCCAACAACACAUUGGGAUGGGGUGCUUUCCACCUGGGAUUCUCUAACAACAACGAUCCGGAGCCAGGAAGGUGUCGCCGGACGGACGGUAAGAAAUGGCGGUGCUCGAGAGACGCCGUCGCCGACCAGAAGUACUGCGAGCGGCACAUGAACAGAGGCCGCCAUCGUUCAAGAAAGCCUGUGGAAGGCCAAACCGGCCAUUCUCUCGCCGGAGCAAACGCUGUCGCCAUCAACUCCACCUCUUCGGUGGCAUUGCCUGUCGGCGGUACUGCAUCCAACAGCCUCGCUGCCACUUCUACUAACAUGAAUCAUCAACACCAGUUGCAGAGCUUGAACAGAAUGCAAAGCACUCAUGGAGGUCUCUCCUUGUCGUCUAGAUCAGAUCAGUUCGGCGUCGUUAGUAAUUCUGAAUCACAGCAGCACUCGCUACGCCAGUUCAUCGAUGUCGACUGGCCAAACAAAACCGGAAAAUCCAACACCAACAACGGCAACCACUCGACCGUCUCAAACUGGCCAGACUCGGAGCAAACCACACAGCUAUCGAUCUCCAUCUCAAGCAUGUCUUCCUCGGACGCGAAUCUCUCGCAUAACGCGGCUACUGCUGAUCACGACCACCACCGUCAUCAACGGCAAGCCUUGAAUUUGAUUCCCAUGAGUUGGGAGCCUUCCUUGGGCGGGCCACUUGGGGAAGUUCUUCACCACACUAAUAAUAGCAACAACAACGUCGAUUCCGGCGAUUGUAGGGGGCCGUCGUCGUCGUCGUUGUCGGUGCUGAAUCUGAUGACAGAAGGUUGGGACAGUAGCCCUCCGAUGGGGUCGUCUCCGACGGGGGUUUUGCAGAAGACCGCGUUUGGGUCGCUUUCCAAUAGCAGUGCGGGGAGUAGCCCACGAGCCGAUAGCAGUAAAGACCUUGUUGCCUCUGCUCACUUGAAUACUUCUCUGUAGGUGAGACAUGGGAAGAAGAAAUUCACUCUUUUUUUUUUUUAAAAAAAGAAAUUUGUAUUGUUAAAUUUCGCUAAGAGUGUCAUUACUUCAAUCUAAUUGUAUUCGGUUAAUAAUCUGUUUGCUGUUGAAGGGUUGCUCUUCUCUUUGUGACGUUUGCUUCAUCUUUUUCAAAAGUAAUUUUGAGGUAUUGUCCCCUCACGAGCACUAAGU
Molecule: messenger RNA, 1685 nt
Organism: Morus notabilis
Lineage: Eukaryota; Viridiplantae; Streptophyta; Magnoliopsida; Rosales; Moraceae
Product: growth-regulating factor 1
Exons: 4
Coding region: 177-1475 (432 amino acids)
Biological process (GO): regulation of DNA-templated transcription; DNA-templated transcription; developmental process
Cellular component (GO): nucleus
Molecular function (GO): ATP binding
Source: RefSeq, a predicted model, not a curated record